Molecule: messenger RNA, 372 nt
Organism: Acaulospora morrowiae
Lineage: Eukaryota; Fungi; Glomeromycota; Glomeromycetes; Diversisporales; Acaulosporaceae
Source: the annotation of a GenBank genome assembly
UAUUAUCCACGGCAGAUUCUUGAUCUUCUCGAAGCCUACUGGGAGCUGGGUAUUCAGGGAUUUGAUGAAUAUUUACAACAAUGUUUCCUUGAGAAUCAUGGAGAGUGGAUUCGCGAUAACUUACUUCUUCUCGAACGAUUUUCAUCCAAACAUGAGGUAUUCCGUGAUAUCCGAAACUUCUGUUAUGACCAACUUUGUCAGAAUUCGGACAUUGAAUUCAUUAUUCAAUGGGCAUUUUCACAAUUCCCAGAUAUUUCUAGAGAAAAUAUCGAAAAUUUGAAGGAGGUGGACGUUGAAAAAUUGCAAGGGGGCAUUGAAAGAUUUGAUUCCUUUAAUCAGAUUCAAGAAGAUAACAUCCGAAGCUUUCUAUGA